Messenger RNA from Etheostoma cragini (Arkansas darter), 2395 nucleotides. RefSeq lists its product as uncharacterized. Gene Ontology annotation, molecular function: aldose reductase (NADPH) activity. Gene Ontology annotation, cellular component: cytosol. NCBI's taxonomy places the organism in Eukaryota, Metazoa, Chordata, Actinopteri, Perciformes, Percidae. Bases 315 to 1295 code for a protein of 326 amino acids. The transcript is spliced from 8 exons. The record is from RefSeq and is a predicted model, not a curated record.
GUAUGAGAAUGGUGACCUUUGCAACAAGUGUCCUCCUUACACACAUUAAUACUUCAUGGUGCUGAAGUUGUGUGUUGUCCAAUGAUUAACAACUGGCUGAUAAGGCAGAAAUAAGAGAGAGAAAGACAUUGGGAAAGACACAGAGAGCGAAGGAAAGAACCACGUCAGAUAGAGAAGUAACAUCAGCACAGAUAAAGGAAGGACGUUGACUCAGCAGUUGCUGUUUGAGGGGCAAAAAGAGGAAGAGGACAUCUGACAGUGUCCAAGUGCAUGCUGAGUUUUUCAUGUUGCUGUUGUUCUCCUGCUGUGGUUAAAUGCACUCCAUGGAAGACACACAGGUGGACAGGACCAUAGAGCUGAAUGAUGGCACACGAAUGCCAGUUUUGGGUCUCGGGACUUGGAAGCCCUCAAACCUUCCCCGCACCUCAGUCCAGGGUGCAGUGGAGGCUGCCAUCGCAGCUGGCUACCGCCAUGUAGACACCGCCUACUGCUACAACAAUGAGGUCGAUGUUGGCAAGGCGCUGUGCUCCAAGACAAAGCAGGGCAUCAUCAGGCGCCAGGACAUGUUCAUCGUCAGUAAGUUGUGGGGGACCUUUCAUGCCCCAGACGACAUCCCUGUGUGCCUGAAUAAGUCUCUGCAGGAUCUCCAGCUGGACUAUCUGGAUCUGUACCUUGUGCAUUUCCCUGUUGGCCUAAAGAAAAUGGGUGAUGACCUUUUCCCAGAGAAGGGUGGCAAGAUGCUGACCUGUGACAUAGACUAUGUAGAUGUAUGGAGGGGGAUGGAGGCCCUGCAAGCAUCGGGAAAGGUGAAGAGCAUCGGUGUGUCCAACUUCAGCAUCCUGCAGCUGGAGAGACUUCUUGCUCUGUGCAGGGUGCCCCCUGCUGUCAAUCAGAUCGAGCUACAUCCCUACCUGGUACAGGCAGAUAUGAUCGAGUUCUGUAAAUCCAAGAACAUCGCCCUGACAGCCUACAGUCCUUUUGGCUCGCCUGAGAGACCCCCAGACAUGUUUCUGUCCACUUUGAACAAAAGUCCUCCUAUCAAAACAUACUGUAGGAAAACAAGGUCCACAACAGAAGUUACCCUUUACCUGUACUGUAGGAAUUAUAAAACCCUAUCGUUCAGUACUAACAUUUUAAUCAUGAACAUCAAUAUAGCUGUUUGGAAAACGUUUGUGCAGAUAUUUGACUUCAGUCUGACUGAAGAAGACAUCAGAGCACUAAGAGGACUGGACCGAGGGUGGAGGGCCUGCGUGCUCGAUGAACUCAAGUCUCAUCCAUACUACCCCUUUAUCUGAGGCUGCCAGGUGAGUGGAGAGACCUGACAGCACACUGGAUCUAUGAAGACCAUCAACAUCAACAAUAGUCCUGUGUACCUGCAGUAUUACUCACUGUGUUCAUCUGUGCCUGGUUUAUAUAAUAAUAAUGAUAGAAUGGGAAGAGGGAAGACAAAUCUUAGGAUGAUUCCUCUUUUUUGCUUCUGCUAGGCCACAUUAUUCAAUUACACAUUGAUUUUCACUGUUAUGCAGAUGACACGCAGGUUUACCUCCCCCUAGAGCCUAAUUACAAAAGCAAACUAACUUACCUCAGUAACUAAAUCAAAUCCUGGAUGGCUGCAAACUUUUUCCAGCUCAAUGAAAAUCAAACUGUAAAUGUUUUUCUUGUGGACCACAGCCCUUUUUUUGGUUAAAUCCCUCUUUACAUCACGUGCUAAAAAAAGGUGUAUUUUAUGAUUGAAGUCAAACAACUGAAUCAGGUAAUACAAACGUACUGCAGCUCUGCAUCACCUCCAAACUCAGGGCAAGCCUCUGCACUUUGGACCUGAAGAAAUUCAUUCUUUCCCUUAAUAUCCAGUGGUGCAAUGUAACUAAGUGCAUUUACUACUGUACUUAAGUAGAACUUUGAGGCACUUUUAUGGUACUCAAGUAUUAUCUCGUCAUGCUUUCUAGUUGUAUUUCCUUCUCAAAUAUUGUACUUUUUACUCCACAUUAAUCUGACAGCUUUAGUUUCUAGUUAAUUUACAGAUUAAGAUUUUUGCACACAAAAAACAUAUAGUUUAUAAAAUGCUUCACAACAAUAUAUUGCCGUACAAGUCCAGCUGAAAUGAUUAGCUAAUUAAACAGUUAGUUGACAUGUAUUUUCAUUCAAUUUUCCAUAACUGCUAGUGAGUGAGUGCUGUGUGAGUGGCUUGUAUGGCAGAAAAGAGAAAUAUUUUGUGAAAUGGUCUUAAAGUUAAAAUAGAUCGUAUUCAUACAAUUAGCCUUUGUUGCCACUAUAUCAUAUGCAGAUUAAACCACUGUAGAUUGAGCACUGUGUAAAACGUUAACAGCUUGUUUUUAUUUUUUAAAUGAUGCAUCUUAAAAAUGACAAUUGGUCCCUGGACUUCCUUUAUGAAUAU